This is a messenger RNA of Peromyscus californicus insignis, 7153 nucleotides long. It is a transcript of the gene Gjc2, whose product is annotated as gap junction protein gamma 2. Gene Ontology annotation, biological process: cell communication. Gene Ontology annotation, cellular component: connexin complex. NCBI's taxonomy places the organism in Eukaryota, Metazoa, Chordata, Mammalia, Rodentia, Cricetidae. The transcript has 2 exons. Bases 4942 to 6399 code for a protein of 485 amino acids. The record is from RefSeq and is a predicted model, not a curated record.
GGGCACCACUGGGGUUGCAGAUAGGCAGGGCCUUGGCUGCUCUGUACUCUGAUGGCUAAUGUGGAGUUUUCCAGGCUCCUGUGUCCUCACUGGUCUUUCAGGUUCUGUGGGGGGUGUCAUAGGCAGUGCUACCCUGAGAAACUCACUGGAGCUCUGGCUAGACCUUGUCUCACUGUAUUAAUGGACCCUUGGGGUGUCCAUCAGCUUGGGUCCAGCUGGCUUCUGAGCUCUUUUUGGGUAACUAGACCCAUGGUGGGGGGAGAUGGGAACUAACUAGUGAGCCCAGGGUGCACUCAGUACCUCUCCCAGCAGCUGAGGCCCCUCAGGCUGUUGUAAGAUGGGCCAGUCCACCCCAGCCAGUUACACUCAGUACCUCCCCAGCAGCUGAGACCCCUCAGGCUGUUGUAAGAUGGGCCAGUCCACCCCAGCCAUUUGUAGUGUGUCCAGGGGGUCAGAAUGGGCACCAGGUCCAGUCUACUCAAACUGAACAAACUUCGUUUUCCACUUGCCUGCUGCCAAGCAGACCCUCUCAGCAGCUGGACCUGCAUAACUGUUGAUGGGUCAGAAUGGCCCUGUAACUGGCAUAGAAGUUUGUUCUAAGUGUUUCCCCACCUGCCUGCUAUGUCCAGGGACUGCAGAGAGGGAGAUGUGAGGACAGGGAGCCAAAAGAGGAGGUACUAAGUCCAAAGAUGGGGGUGGGGGUCCUGCCCAGGAGGGCCUACUGCCUGCUGGCUGGAGUUGCUGUUGUACUGGGAAGCCUCUAUGGACCAGAUUGGGAAGAAGUUCUAGAGGGGGGCAGGGGAACCUGGCCCAGGUAUGGGAAGGGCUGCUGGAUGUGGGAGACUGAGGAGGGACAAGGAUCAGGGUGAGUGUAGAAUUUCUACAAGGAAUUGGGCACAAGUGUGUUCCCUGAGCAAUUCCAAAGGAAGGCAUGUAGAUUCUGGUGGUGCCUACCCAGGCCAACAUCUCUGUUUCUGGAAUGCACUUUAGCUGAAGGCAGCUCAUUACCUGGAGGAGUUAUUCAGACUCAGGGUUGUGACUCUCAUACCAGGCCGAGGCUGGCCCAUCUACUUUUCUGGUCCCUACAGCCAGACAUCAUCUAGAUAGUUCUGCCUGUUUGAGCUCUCAGGAGGGUGGAUUGGGUGCCAGUGAGGAAAGGUGGUAGAUGAGACCCUACAGGUCAUAGUGGGAGGUGGGUAGUUUCUACUGGGUACCCAGAGUUUGAGACCUAGUGUGCCAAGUCCUAAUGCUUGUUGACCACAGUAACUCUCUUCACUCCUCACUUGAAUCUCCUGAUAGUCCUGGAGGGCAGUUGAGGACCUCCCUCAACACACAUGUACACACACAUACCAAACUAAGUUCCUGGGCAUGUGUUUACGACACACUGGGCCACACACCAUGCUAUCUGCAGAGCUCUGGUCCCCUCAGGGCUGGAUGUGUGAAUGGACUGAUUACAGUAUAUACUGGAAGAGGCUUUCCAAGGGAGGCAAGGGCUGAAUGGGCUAUGUAUUUUGUGGGGGGCACCCCCUGGGCAAGCUGAAGCACACCAUCACCACAACCACAGAACCUAACUCUGGACCAAGAUGUAGGAGCUGCUUUGGGGCAGGAGUUCCUUGAAUGAAGAACCCCUUCAAUAAGCUGUGGAUGCUGGAAAUGGCGCCAACCUCUGUGGUGGCUGUAUCUUUAACAUAUUUAAAUUCACAACAGAAUGGAUAAUGUAGUACAGAAAAGUUUCCAGAGGACCUCAUACCCCAGGCCCCAUUAACAUGAAACAUCACCAUAAUAAACUGCCUCUGUGUUAGCUGAAGGCCACAAUCCAGAUGUUUCCUACAUUCACUUGGCCCCUCCUGACACCAGGGCACCUCUUGAAAGACAGUCUCUUUGUCUUAGCUGCCCAUGGCUACUUGAAUACCACCCUGGUAUUUUGUAGGAUGCCCUCGGAAAUUGACCUGUGUUUUUUUGUUGUUGUUUUGUUUUUUUUGUUUUUGUUUUGUUUGUUUUUUCUCUUGCUUUGUUGAGGUUCUGUUUUCAGGAAGAAUACUGCAAGGGUGAUGAGCCAUCUUUAUGGAUGGUAUCAACAGGACUUAUGUCCAUGAUGCCCUGAGUCACAGGCUCAGGUGUCACUGCAAAGGUGCAAGUCCCUCUUUCAUGCUGUCCUCUGAUACGAUGUUGCUACCCACAUGCAGCCACUGGAGUGGGGGGUAUGCUUCCUACUCUGGUGUAGACUCUCUGAGUGGUUGGUGGUUCUCUGCACGAGGCAGGGGAUGGUUCUCCUCAGCCUGGCUUUGUGUUGCGGUUGCUGUCAGCCAGGGUAUCUGUAGCCAGAGCUGCAGUCUGUAACUCUACUUUGUCUAUUGGUUAAAUUGUUACAACUUCAGUGUGACUAAUCCACAUACCAAUGUUCAUGAGUGUGUAAGCAUGUUCUUCCUCUUUGAGCUUUCUCCACGCUCUUGUUUCCCCUACCCAGCCAUCUGAUCAGCCACUUCCCCGAGGGAUUCCCAGUUCCUCUUACUGGACAGGAAGUUAGAAACCAGAGUCCAAGAUAUGCUCUUUUUUGUUUGUUUGUUUGCUUUUCAAGACAAGGUUUCUCUGUGUAGCUAUGUGCCUUUCCUGGAUCUUGUUCUGUAGCCCAGGCUGGCCUUGAACUCACAGAGAUCCACCUGGCUCUGCCUCCCGAGUGCUGGGACUAAAGGUAUGCGCCACCACUGCCUGGCUAGAUAUGUUCUUUAUUUUGUGAUUGGGGUUUGAGAAAGAGGUUCAGUGGCCCAGGCUGGUAUCAAACUCACCAUGUAGCAGAGGAUGACCCCGAAACCCUGGUCUUCCUACCUCUACCUCCCAAGCACUAGAAUUAUAGGCAGCAUGAACAUGCCCAUCUCAGAAAAUGCUCUUACUGAAGUAUUUCUGCAGUCAGCGCCCUUCAGCGGACACAACAUGAGCGCAUACACACACACACACACCCCCACAGGUUUCCAUGGUGUAUCUGUAAGUAUUCUCUGUGAGAGCCUGCCUCUACCACACUAAACACAAAUGCAUCCUGGAGUCUCCAGCACAUAGAUGGGAUCAGAAAAUUAACCUUUAUAGUGACUGGGAAGCAUCUGAUAGGCAGACUAGAGUAAUGAGUAUGCAUAGGUGCAGUUCUUUGUGUAUAUGUGUGUGUGUGUGUGUGUGUGUGUGUGUGUGUGUGUGUGUGUGCUUAUAAAACUUGAAUGGCCAGGUGAUUGUGCUUGUGUUUGUGCAGCCAGAGAAAGGCAGCAGGUGUGGGCUGCAGCACAGCAGAGUGUAGCAGGAGCCCGCUGAGGAAUGGGCGGGGCACUCGGUGCAGUAACUAGGUGGAACCCUGAUAUGUGCCCUAGUCAGAAGUCACUGGAGGAGCUGAGCAUGAUACAUGCCUAAAAAGUGCCAGCACUUGGCAGGUAUGGGAGGAGGAUGAAGAGUUCAAGGUCAUCCUAACUCUUACAAAUCAAUACAUAAGGAGUCUGAAGUCCACUUGUGCCACAUGAAACCUUGUCUUUAAUAAAAGCCAUUGGAGGCAGCAGGGGUAAUCUGGUCGGUGUGCAUUCUAUACCCCAGUGGGCAUGGAGUCAGGUUUACUGGGAAGAGUGAAAGAGCUGGGACCUAGAGGGCCAGCGACCACCUGGUCUCAAGUGGUGCAUGUGGCAAGUGCAGAUGGGUUCAGGGUUUACUGAUGGACACAAGAUGUUCAGGAGACAGCAACUCAGGCUGGACAGGUCACUUUGGAGGAGAGAUGGACAUAUGGGUCUGACCCUCUGUAGUUUGAGGAGCCUGCUGGUGGGCCAGGGCCAGGGUGGGAAAGAGUUAGAGGCUAGAGGUUCAAGUCUGGAAGUCUCCCUGUAUAUGGCCUGAGUCCAGGGUCCUGGUUUUUCCAUUUCAACUCUACAACCACUGCACUUCUUAGUGCUGUGCUCAAGAGUGAAUAGCCAUUGCUGUGAAUGAAUACAUUGAGUGACAGGUCCUUCCAAAGCAAAGUCCCAUUGUCUGUCCAGGGCCAGAGUCAGCCCACAGCUAAGCUAUGGUGUCUCUGUUGUUGCCUGUACAUAUCUUACAAUGAAUGACAGGAGUAGGUAUACCAGAGAAAUGACAAGCUGCCAACCAAGGCUUUACCAGCGAUCCAGUUGUUAAAUACCACACAUGGCUAAGCAGGUCUACUCAGGAACUCCUGGUUCCAGAUCUUGCUGGUAAGCCUCGGGCUCUUUUGAUUGGGGUCUCAGGUGGGGGCUAAGACUGAAGCUGUGGUGAAGAGAGUUGAAUCCACUCCUGAGAAGACACCAGGUGGCCCCACUCUAUGCCCAUGUCUGAAGCAGAGAAGUAGAAGGGGUGGACCCUGAAGGUGUAACAGCCUGUGAAUGUGCAUGUGUGGAUGUGUUCAUUCUUGCUGUGGGAGUAUGCAUGGGUUCCUUUGUGUGCAUGUGUAAGUGAUCACGUGUGCCUGAGCUCACUCUUCUUUAUGAAUGAGCAUUUGGAUAAGUAAGUUUUGAUUUUUUACAUGUGUGGUUGAGUUGGUGAAUAAGUGUAUAUGAGUGUUGGUAUGUAUGAAUGUGUGCAUGCCAGUAUGUGUGUGCACAUGUGUAUUUAUGAAUGCACACAUCUUUGUGUAUACAUUUGUAUCUGAAUGCAUGUGCAUGCAUAUGAGUAUACACUGUGUCUGUGGAUGUACACCUGUGUGCGUAUGAAGGUAACUAUGUUGUAUGUGCAUGUUUGCAUAUAUAAGACACAGACACACAUACUUUAGUGUGCAUGCGUGUAUGCACAUGAGGGUGUGUGUCUCUGAUUGCAUACAUGUGGUCCCAAGAGGGGAUUCACAGAUGUGAGGAUGUGGGGGCAUUUCCUCAGGAACCCCUGCUGUCCUGCUGGCUGCCCCCUCUUCCUGCCCUGAGGGGAGAGGCCCUAGCUACAUAAAGAGGCGUGGAGCCACCACUCCUGAUGCUGGUCCAUACCUGCUGCUGCUACCUCCUAGGCCCUGCCAGGGGGAGGGAGCCUGAAGUGUCAGUGUUGAAUGCUUGGGAGACUCCUGCCCUAAACCUUCCCAGGAGCAGGUCCCACCUGCUCGCUCCCAUGACCAACAUGAGCUGGAGCUUCCUGACGCGGCUGCUGGAGGAGAUCCACAAUCAUUCCACCUUCGUGGGCAAAGUGUGGCUCACUGUGCUAGUGGUCUUCCGAAUUGUGCUAACGGCUGUGGGUGGCGAGUCCAUCUAUUCGGAUGAGCAAUCCAAGUUCACCUGCAACACGCGGCAGCCGGGCUGUGACAAUGUCUGCUAUGACGCCUUCGCGCCCUUGUCGCACGUGCGCUUUUGGGUCUUUCAAAUCGUGGUCAUCUCCACGCCUUCUGUCAUGUACCUGGGCUAUGCAGUCCACCGCCUGGCGCGCGCCUCGGAGCAGGAACGCAGACGCGCCCUCCGUCGUCGCCCCGGCCCCCGGCGCGUGCCCCGGGCGCAGCUGCCACCGCCGCCUCCUGGCUGGCCGGACACCACGGAUCUGGGUGAGGCGGAGCCCAUACUGGCGCUGGAGGAGGAGGAGGACGAGGAGCCGGGGGCGCCCGAGGGCCCCGGGGAAGACACGGAGGAGGAGCGCGCAGAGGAUGUAGCUGCCAAGGGGGGCGGAGGUGAUGGCAAAACGGUGAUCACUCCUGGCCCGGCCGGGCAGCACGACGGGCGACGGCGCAUCCAGAGGGAGGGCCUGAUGCGCGUGUACGUGGCUCAGCUGGUGGUAAGGGCGGCCUUCGAGGUGGCCUUUCUGGUGGGCCAGUACUUGCUGUACGGCUUCGAGGUGCCACCUUUCUUUGCCUGUAGCCGCCAGCCUUGCCCGCACGUGGUGGACUGCUUCGUGUCGCGGCCAACCGAGAAGACGGUCUUCCUGCUGGUCAUGUAUGUGGUUAGCUGCCUAUGCCUGUUGCUCAACCUCUGUGAGAUGGCGCACCUGGGUCUUGGCAGCGCGCAGGACGCUGUACGCGGCCGUCGGGGAGCCUCAGCGCCGGGUCCUGGCCCAGCGCCGCGCCCGCCGCCCUGCGCUUUCCCAUCCGCCGCCGCCGCCGGGCUGGCUUGCCCUCCCGAAUACAGCCUGGUGGUGCGCGCGGCUGAGCGGGCGCGUGCGCACGACCAGAACUUGGCUAACCUGGCCCUGCAGGCACUGCGCGAUGGGGCGGCGGCGGCAGCGGUGGUCGCGGAUCGGGACAGCCCGCCAUGCUCAGGGCUCAAUGCAGCCUCUCGGGGGGCACCCAGGGCGGGUGGCCCAGCUUCCGGAACCGGUAGCGCCACGUCGGGGGGCACCGUUGGGGAGCAGGGCCGGCCGGGAGCUCAGGAACCGCUGGCCACUAAGCCCAGGGCUGGCUCUGAGAAGGGCAGCACAGGCAGUAGGGACGGCAAGGCCACGGUGUGGAUCUGAGGGCACUGGGGAGAGAGCUCAGGGAGGGUCUGGCUUGAGGGGUCAAUGGAAACCUUUCUGUCCUCAACCGGUGACCGCUGACAGACCCCCUAAGGGCUUUUAGAAGAGGAAGCUGAAGACCCUUAAGAAGCGCUGGCUCAGGUAUCUCCCUGCAGGAUGGGAAGGGGAGUCACCAGGGUCUUGUCUGUGGCCCCUGGGGAGGGGGAAGGGGGCAGAGCUGUGUCCCAGGAACUGACUGCCCCUCCAGGCUGUUAAGCAGAUGACCCCUCAGUCAUCCGCUGGGUCUACCAGUCCUUCCUUUUAGGCUCUCCUGCAGCUUCCUCGUAGGAUGGAGGUGUCUGGCAUGAACCUUUUGGGGACUGUGCUUACCCUCACUGAAGGAGCAUAUAGGUUCCUCUACAGCCCCCUCAGCCUUUACAGAGCCAGGGAACUCCCAGGUCCGGGACAAGCGAUAGCCUUGGUCUACUCCCAGCUCUUGGCUCCCUGCUUGAGGCAACUGAAGGAGGCCGGGGCAGAGUAUAGCCUCCACUCCCUGAGCUGAGGUAGCCUGGCAUGGGCCGUUUCUAGGACAUCCUGGGAGUUCUGUCAUGCCUUGCUGCUUAGAUCCAUAAGGCUGUGGUCCAGGGCUGUGGUUUUGACUAUGAUGGAAGAUUAGAGCUCUGGGGAGCCUGUCCCCAUCUUUUGUGCCCUUCUCCCUGUUUUAAAGCCAACUUCCGGAACAAAUGAAGAAAAUAAAACUAACUUUUUGUUUACA